This is a messenger RNA of Paramuricea clavata, 5426 nucleotides long. The record is from the annotation of a GenBank genome assembly. Lineage: Eukaryota; Metazoa; Cnidaria; Anthozoa; Malacalcyonacea; Plexauridae.
UAACAAGAUGGCUGCCAGUAUUCGAACAAAACAGACGGGUAAGCUUUAGUUUUUACGCUUUUAUCGUCCAGCGACUGCAUCGAUUGGUUUUCUAGGUUCUAGAGUGAUGAAGGACCGUUUCAGCUGUUGAACUGGGGUUUUUAAUUCACAAAUAAGUCGUUUUCUUGUUAGUUAUAGACUUUGGAAAAUCAAAAUAGUUUGUAUAUAAAAUAUUAAAAACAAUUCUUAUAAUGAUAAAAUUAUGCUAUAUUUAGAAUGUCUCAAACGUAUGAUAAAUCUGAAUGAUAUACCAAGAAAAACUGCAUCUGUUGAGCCUGUCUGGAAAGUAAGGAUUAAAUUUGUUCCGAUUAGAGAGGUUCAGAUUUGACUUCCACUAGACCACUACCUCUCAAAGUGCGCAUUUGAUUGGUUAAUCGGGUAGAUUAAAUGCAUUUGAUUGGUUAAUCGAGUAGAUUAAAUGCAUUUGAUUGGUGGUGUUUGUAGUCAAAAUCUGAACCUCUCUUUUGUAAAGGAGUUGUUCUGUUGAACAAUAGUUUGUAUAAGAUUUAUUAUAAGUAAUAGCAUGGCAUUCAGGUCGAUUAGUGAUUAAAUGUACCCGAAAGCCGAGAGAGGUUUAGUAAACCUCUAAAAGAGGACUUUUACUAAACCUCUCGAGUCUUGAGGGACAUUUCAUCACUAAUCGACCGUAAUGCCAUGCUAUUACUUUGUAAUAUCGUAGUUGCCGAGGGAAUCGUGCGUGGUGUGUUGCCUGUUUUGAAUGCUGUUUGAUUGUCUUAUGAUUGUGGUACGAACACUUUUCAUAUAUACGCACACGCAGAAACACAUCUCCGUGUUCAUUCGUUUUAGGCAUGCGCAUAAACGGAAUUUUCUCCCACAAUUGUAAUGUUCAAGAUUAGGGAAUAAAAGCUGGCAAAGUGAUUGUUCGAAUGUGUAUGGGACGGUGUCGUCAGAUACUGUCCAUAGUUGUGCCGAUGAUUUUCGAUGAGGUACAGCUCUCCAAUCAGAGGUAAUGAGGUACGCUUUUGUCUUCUAAAUUUCCCUCAUCAAGCAUGCAGGGGAAGAUUAGAAGACAAAGAAAUCCUUUGUUUUCAACUAAAUUUACCGGGUAAAUUUAGAAGACAAAGCGUAUGCAUGGGUAAUGAGGUAAAUUAGUUGGUAAUCGUACCUCGCGAGACAAAGGAUUUCGAGGCAACUAUGAUAUUAUUUAAUAUAAUUAUUUGUAACAUGGCUCAGAGGUUAUGGGUAGCUCAGCUGGUUAGAGUGCUGAAUUGGAAUUGCUGGCCUGUAGGUUCGAUUCCUGCCAGAGGGCCUAUUGGUUGCUAGUCACACAGGUCAGGCUAGCACGAGGCAAACAAAAAAGUGACUCUGAUGACCUUGACUUCAUCCUAGACUCAAUCCCCUAGCAAUGCAUGAGACAAACAUUUUCUGCCUCUUUUUCCUCAGCCAGCAGAAAAUAACAUUUUUUUACUCUGGGAACAUUUUUUAGGUGCUUGUAUAUGAUCGCUUUGGUCAAGACAUAAUAUCACCACUUUUAACUGUAGCAGAAUUACGGGAACUAGGUGUAACUUUGCAUUUGUAAGUAUUACAAUUAAAGAAAUGAAUGAGAAAGUUGGUGGAUCUGAUCUUCUUGUCUUCAGAAUGUAUUGCAAAGCAUUUCUUCUAUUCUCCAUAUAGAUUGCUGCACUCGGACAGGGAUGCCAUUCCUGAUGUGCCAGCCGUCUAUUUUGUUCUCCCCACUGAAGAAAAUAUUAAAAGAAUAUGUCAGGUAUAAUUUAAAAUAAUCCUCUACUAUUAGGCAAUCUUAGUUAUAAUAAACUGGGUAUUGAAUGGUUAAAAUUGCUGAGGCAUGUAUACAUGUAAAUUAUUAUACAUCCCCAACAAAAGAACCCCUGCACUAAGAGGGCCGUAUGUUAGAUAACUUUUACGGUUAAUACGUUUUCCCUCGUGAAAUAAAGUUUCUAUUCUAUUCUAUUCUAUACUAAGCAUCCACCAGAAGUUGUUCAAAAGAAGUUGUUCCCCAUGUAUAAACCACAUUAUUUUUACUCCUCUUAUUCAUAACUUUCUCACAAAGUAUUUAACUUCAUCUCAGGAUUGUAGAAACCAAUGCUAUGAAUCGUAUUACUUGAAUUUUAUAACUGCAAUCAUGAGACGUCAGUUGGAAGACUUGGCAACUACUGUUCUUCAAGGAGAUUGUGUCGCUCAAAUUUCAAAGGUUACAACACUACUGGGAUAUGUUGAGAAAUUAGUAAUUGAGAAAUAAUUUAGGCAUGAAAUUUUGUAUGUGAUGCCUCAGUCAAAACAAGGAUGAGAAUUGAUGAGAGAUGCAAUUCUCGCUUGUGUUUCACUGUCAACUCUCAUCUGCUCUCAUCAGCUUAGAGUUGGUUCAAAUUUUGAUGAGAGUUUUUGCUCGUUUACAGUAACUGGUAAUAUCCAAUUAACAGAACUCUUGUUCUCUUUUGGCCAGGACAUGAGAGUUGAGAAUUUUUUUAACUGUCAUGCAAAUUCUCGCUUCCCGACUCUCGUGAACUCUCACUCUUUAGGUAUUUGAUCAAUAUUUAAAUUUUAUCUCACUGGAAGAAAAUAUGUUUACGACAAGAUAUCAAGAACGAGAUUCAAUAUCAUAUUAUGGUAAGAAAAUUAUCAGAUGAACCAUCUUUUUCUUGCCAAAGUAAAUUAGUUGGACAUGCAGAUAAAUCAUCUCUGUGUACAUCGCAAAAAAUCAGACCAUUUUCAAGCAUUCUUUGUUUAAUUUGUUUAGCGUUAAACAGACCCGAUGCUAAAGACACAGACAUUGAAAAUAUUCGUGAUGCAGUGGUGGAUAGUCUGUUCUCAUUUUUAGUGACACUAGGUAUGACGUUUUACCUUGGCUUAUGCAAUACAUGAUUCCAGGUACACACUAACUUUUGAUCUAGACAAGAACGACGAAAUCUAUCAUUAUAGCUCAAAAGAACAUCAUUCCUUAAAUUAGUAAAAUUGCCAAAUUUGGUUGCAAAAUGUUGUAAAAUACGGAAAAUAUAGCCCUGUGAAAUUAGAAAAUUUUUAGUAUUUUAAUAUUACGCGCGGAAAAAUGCACUACGCACGGAAAAAUGCACCACUUUUGAGACGAAAGUGUGCAUUUUUGCAUUUUUCCGCGCGUAAUACUAAUUAAAAAUACUCAAAACUUGCUAAUUUUACAGGGCUAUCAAUUUUUCGUAUUUUACAACAUUUUGCAACCAAACUCUGCAAUUUUACUAAUUUUAGGAUGCUCUUUUGAGCUAUGAUGAUAGAUUUUGUCGUUCUUGUCUAGAUAAAAAAUUAGAUGAUAGCUGGAACCAUUCGCAAAACAAAAUUAGUUGUGAUACAGUAUGUGGUCACUAUUGCUGGAAUGAUAGGAAGCUGUACUGUAGUUCCACCAGUGUAGAAUAAGUUUUGGGUUGUGGAAACACCAUGUACAUUUAUUGUAGCAACGAUUGAUCUAUUUGGCACAUUUUUGAGACGUUGUGUAAGAUGUAUGCAACGUCUAAAGUUGACAAUUAUAUAUUCAGUAUUAAUAUGAUUUCCGAAUGAAAUUGUCAGGUACUGUUCCAGUCAUUCGCUGUCCUCGUGGGAAUGCUGCUGAAAUAGUGUCGGAGGUACUGUUUAGUAAAGAAAACCUUUUUGUUUUUUAUUUUGUGAAAUUUCCACUGAUUGAAAUGGUUCUACAUUUAGGCGUUAGACAAGAAACUACGAGAAAAUCUCCGCGACGCUAGGAACAGUUUAUUCGCAGGCGAUAUGAGCACGGGGCAAUUUAGGUAAACAAAGCAACAAAACUUUUCAACUGCAAUGGUUUAAAUAAAACGUGUUCCAAGGCAUUAAAGAAUGGGCAUUUUUUUAGUUUCCAGCGACCUGUGUUAAUAAUAUUGGAUAGAAAUAUUGACCUCUGUACACCAUUACAUCAUACGUGGACGUAUCAGGCGUUAUGUCAUGACGUUUUGGUAAGAGCUUGUUAUGCACAUUACUCCAAUUCUUCCAUACACACACGUAAAAACGACCAACCUGUUCCCGAUUCAUAUCGACAGGCUUGAACCUACUGUAUCUAUGGCUUGAACAAGGUUGUGUUGCAGCCUAAGAACAAGUUGUUAACAAUGUUGUAACAACAUUGUUGACAAUUUGUUCAUAGGCUGCAACACAACCUUGUUCAAGCUUGUCGAUUUCAACCGGGAACUGGUUAUUCGUUUUUACCCCUGUAUAAUGCGUCCAUCGCACCUCAACAACCAAGGCUCAAUCCUGAAAUAUUCAGUUGCCUGAUUAUAAUUUCACGUCAGUUGCACGUGAGAAGAGUGGUUUCGGUGUGACUCUACCAAACACUGUAAGUUUCUCAAUGUAUUCCAAUUUCCUCCUGUGGUAACACUGAACCAAAAGGUUAUGGCCGAGAGAGGCUCAGGGAGCACAGAUUAGAUUUAGACAGUCGUAAGGAAAAAUAAUUGUGGUUGAAUAUCCGGUUGAUUUUGUUAUUGUCAAUGCUUCCUUUCUUCUCAAGGAUCUUCAUUUAAAUCGUGUUGUGAUAAAAGAAAGUGCACCAGACAGUGAAACGACAGAGCAUGGUCAUUCGCGACCAAGACCAACCAAGACUAAAUCAUAUGACAUCAGUGCCACUGAUAACUUCUGGAAUAAUCACAGAGGAAGGUGAGUGGGUUUCACUAUAUAUUUGUCAGUAACAAACAGAAAUAGAAUCUUUGUUGGUGGAUUUCAAUAACCAUUUAGCAACAAGAAAAUUUAACACUACACUCGUACCCAGGCUCUCCCCUCCACCGUAGACGGGGUUGGGACAUAUAAUGAAAAGAAUGAACAGUAUUCCCUCAUUCUUCAUUCUGCUAACUGUCAGAUCGAUACAUUUGAGAGUUCAGACUUCACUUUCACUACCAUCACCGCUUACCAUUAAGGGACCAUUAACCAAUGCGUACUAAGCUAGUAAGUGGUUGCGGUAAUCAAAAUUUGAAAUUAUGCAUUGAGACGAGAAACUGAAGCCCUAUGCUAACGCGGGAAUUUGUUUCCUGUAGUCCGUUUCCAAACGUUGCUGAAUCAAUCCAGAAAGAGCUGGAUGAGUACAAAGCAUCUGAAGGAGAAGUGAAACGGUUAAAAAAUAUCAUGGUAAUGUCAUGUUUUAUCUCCGAAACUUGUCUAUAAUUGUACAAAAAUUAAUAAACUAUAUUGUUAUAAAAGGGUUUAGAUGACAGCGAUGAAGGAGCCAUCACGGAUUUAAUGAGCGCGGAUCAUACGUCUAAACUCACGUCAGCUGUAAGGUAUAAAUAUCACUCCUUUUUGUCGAAAGAGUGAAAUGUUUUUUAAUCGCAAAAUCUGACCCUUAAUUGUCCACUUCUGCAGCUCAUUACCAGAAUUACUGGAGAAAAAGAGAUUAAUUGACCAACAUACAAAUAUUGCUACAGCAUUACUGGAUCAAAUCAAGG